This is a messenger RNA of Jaculus jaculus (lesser Egyptian jerboa), 1604 nucleotides long. RefSeq names its product prostaglandin E synthase 2 (gene Ptges2). The record is from RefSeq and is a predicted model, not a curated record. Bases 1 to 1134 code for a protein of 377 amino acids. The transcript has 7 exons. Gene Ontology annotation, molecular function: prostaglandin-E synthase activity. NCBI's taxonomy places the organism in Eukaryota, Metazoa, Chordata, Mammalia, Rodentia, Dipodidae. Gene Ontology annotation, cellular component: mitochondrion.
AUGGCCCUGGCGUCUUGGGUUGCGCGGGCUCUGCGGCCCGGUCGGGGCGCCCUGGUGGAAAGGCUGAGCGCGCGACCCCGGCCAGCGCUCCCGGGGCCGAGUCGGGCCGGUUUCGCGGGGGCGGCAGGCGGCCAGGGUGCGGGCCGUGUGAUCCGCCGGGGGAGCCCGCGGUGGCUCGGAGCGGCGGCGCUGACCCUGGGGGGCGCGUUGGGGCUGUACCACACCGCGCGGUGGCACCUGCGCGCCCAGCACCUCCGCGCCGAGCCCUCGGCCGUGCAGUUGUCCCUGUCCAGUCGCCUGCAGCUGACCCUGUACCAGUACAAGACAUGUCCCUUCUGCAGCAAAGUCCGUGCCUUCCUGGACUUCCAUGCCCUGCCCUAUAAGGUGGUAGAGGUAAAUCCCGUCCGAAGGGCUGAGAUCAAGUUCUCCUCCUACAGGAAGGUGCCCAUCCUGGUGGCCCAGGAAGGUGACAGCUCGCAACAACUAAAUGACUCCUCCGUCAUCAUCAGUGCCCUCAAGACCUACCUGGUGUCGGGGCAACCCUUAGAAGAGAUCAUCACCUAUUACCCAUCCAUGAAGGCCGUGAAUGACCAGGGCAAGGAGGUUACCGAGUUCUGCAACAAGUACUGGCUCAUGCUGGACGAGAAGGAGGCCCAGCAGAUGUAUGGAAGGAAGGAGGCGAGGACGGAGGAGAUGAAGUGGCGGCAGUGGGCGGAUGACUGGCUGGUGCAUCUCAUCUCCCCCAAUGUGUACCGCACGCCCACGGAGGCCCUGGCCUCCUUCGACUACAUUGUCCGAGAGGGAAAAUUUGGGGCUGUGGAGGGUGCCAUGGCCAAGUAUGUGGGUGCAGCCGCCAUGUACCUCAUCAGCAAACGCCUCAAAAGCAGGCACCACCUCCAGGACGAUGUGCGUGAAGACCUCUAUGAGGCUGCCAACAAGUGGGUGGCAGCCGUGGGCAAAGACCGGCCCUUCAUGGGGGGCCAGAAGCCAAACCUCGCCGACCUGGCGGUGUAUGGCGUACUGCGUGUGAUGGAGGGUCUGGAGGCCUUCGACGACCUGAUGCAGCACUCGCGCAUCCAGCCCUGGUACCUGCGGGUGGAGAAGGCCAUCGCCGAGGCCUCCCUCACACACUGAGCACCCCCUCCCCGGGGAGGGGAAGACACAGAAGAAGACAGCAACUGGGGGCCAGGGCCCCUAGUGAUGCUGGCAGGGGCACGGGCAUUCCUGUCUCAUGUCCGCUCUGCUCCCUAGUCCUCUGCUUCUAACACUGGACAUUUCUGGGACCCGUAAUGCUCGGGGCAAGACCCAGGCAUAGCGGGUUCUCUCACAGCUACUCUGAGAGUUGGUCUGGGGUCACAGAUGGACUGUUCCCCACUCUUGUCUCAGUGGUCUGAUCUCCUAUCCUGGGCCUCCUGUCAUUCAGCCUUCUGGAGCUUGGUGGCACCCUGGGGACAGGGAUAAGAAUGCCUCCCUCCCUGGACAAGACAAAGAGUCUGUUAGAGAGCCCAGCUACCAGUUCCCUUGGUUCUGGCUCUUCUCAGGUACCUCUGGGACUGUCUUGUAAUAAAGGAGAGGUCUGCUGCUCCCCUCAGGCAGCUACUGUA